UCAUUACGAAGUGUGUCAAGUGUGGCAUUGUAUAGUGAAUGAAUUUACUGAAAAAUGGUUAAAUCGACAUUGUUUUUGAUCAUUGUGCUAGUGACUGCAUGCAGAAUCUCAGCACAAGGUUGUACUAGAUCACCAUGUGGCAUAGGUGCAAUGUGUUACGAAACAACGGGAGGUAGGCCGGUCUGCUCAUGUCCAGCUGGAUACAGUGGGAAUCCUUUGACACAAUGCAGAAGAUCGGAAUGCUUAGACCACAUUGAGUGCAACGGCAAUAAGGCUUGCAGGAAUGGGAACUGCAUUAAUCCAUGCUCAGGAGUGUGCGGUAUCAAUGCUAACUGUGAGGUUCGAAAUCAUGUUCCAGUUUGUAGCUGUCCAAGGGACAUGACUGGCGAUCCUUUUGAAAGUUGCCAUAUCAAAGAUCCGGAGGAACUUUGUCAUCCAAGCCCAUGUGGUUCGAACACUAGAUGUGAGGUGAUAAACCGCGUACCAACAUGUUCGUGUCUUCCCGGUUUCAUUGGAUCUCCACUGUCCGGAUGCCGACAUGAAUGUGAAAGUGACAUCGAAUGCGGCACUCGGGAGUUUUGUUCGCAGUUCAAAUGUUCUAACGCUUGUUCACAAUGUGGUAAAGGGGCAACGUGUAAUCAUGUAACGCAUCAUCGUGCAGUUUGCGAGUGUCCAAAAGGCUACAUUGGCAGCCCGUAUACUGAAUGCCGAGCGGAAUGUUAUGGAGAUAGUGAGUGUCCCCCAGAAAAACCUGCCUGCGUUUAUGGUAUAUGUAGGAAUCCUUGUGAUGGAUCAUGUGGAUUUAAUGCAAACUGCAAAUUAAAAGGUCUUACACCUGUAUGCAGUUGUCCCCGUGAUAUGACUGGUGACCCAUUUGUUAGCUGUCGACUAUUCACUAAAGAAGACUUAUGUAAUCCGAAUCCAUGUGGAUUAAAUGCAAUUUGCACACCAGGCUACGAUCGUAGUAAUAGAGAAAGACCUGUUUGUACUUGCCCAGCGGGGUAUACCGGCAACGCACUUUCAAACUGUGUAAAGGGAGAAUGCCAGAGCGACAGUACAUGUGGUGACGACAAAGCUUGUAUUAACUAUUUGUGCAUUGACCCAUGUGCUGGACAAUGUGGAACAGGUGCUCAGUGCCAGGUAAAAAGGCAUAUUGCCGUGUGCACCUGUCCGUUGGGAACAGAAGGCGAUGCGUUGAUACUUUGUAGAGCAACAAAAAGUUACCCCAUAGCAAGAUAUCAUUAAAAAGCCCGAACAUCGUGUAACUGUAGCUACGGGCACAACGAAUAGGGCAGACGAGAUGAUACAUCACUCGAUUUUAUACGAAAUUAUUAAUAUUUUAACAAACACCUAAUACCCGGUUGGUUAUUUCUAAAUACUCUAUUGUAUAACAGAGCUGUACAAAACCAAACAAAUAAUCGAAAUGUGCAUAUCUUUGCUGGUCCAAUAUAAUUAGAACCUGAACGCAAUGGACUCGUUCAAAUAAUCAAUUAAAAUUUUUAACAGCUAUUUUAAAUGUGGAGUUAUAUAAGACAACGCACGUGAAUUCGCAGUUUACGUAGCAUAGCGUUGGCGCAGUGUAUUUCAUAUAUUGCAUACUAAUGACCCUCAGGCCGCUAAAAUAAAAUUGUUUAAAUCAAAGCUGGAAUAUUACCUAAAAGUAAUUUUUAUUAUUUACUAGCCACGCUCAUUGACCAUAAGAAAAUAAAAACAAAAACAGCAAAAAAUAAAGGAAAUCCGUAACCGAGUCCGUAACCAAAUUGUAUAAUUUCCAAAUAGCUGUAAU
This is a messenger RNA of Sabethes cyaneus, 1786 nucleotides long. It is a transcript of the gene aspr, whose product is annotated as neurogenic locus notch homolog protein 3. The record is from RefSeq and is a predicted model, not a curated record. The transcript is spliced from 9 exons. The coding region runs from base 55 to 1245 and encodes 396 amino acids. NCBI's taxonomy places the organism in Eukaryota, Metazoa, Arthropoda, Insecta, Diptera, Culicidae.